This is a messenger RNA of Ctenopharyngodon idella (grass carp), 3641 nucleotides long. RefSeq names its product phosphodiesterase 1A, calmodulin-dependent (gene pde1a). The coding region runs from base 1066 to 2925 and encodes 619 amino acids. Gene Ontology annotation, molecular function: 3',5'-cyclic-nucleotide phosphodiesterase activity. NCBI's taxonomy places the organism in Eukaryota, Metazoa, Chordata, Actinopteri, Cypriniformes, Xenocyprididae. Gene Ontology annotation, biological process: signal transduction. The transcript is spliced from 16 exons. The record is from RefSeq and is a predicted model, not a curated record.
GUCUCGGACUGGAGCAUGUUUGCUGAUUUGGUUCUCUGAAGAAACCCUUCAUGGUCUCUCUGAGUAUAUGCCUUCCUAAUAACCCCUUAUAUUUCACAAACAAUCAUGAAAUUUUUAUCAGCACGCUGCUUCUUGCAGCUGCGCUGGAAUGAGAGGAUUAGAGCGUGUUGAAACUAGGCUGCCGUGCGCGAGACGAGCGCGGGAUGCUAUAGUGCACAGGUUAAUUUCAUUAAAACGCCAACUCGGGACCGGGAGAUGCCGCCGGGGGAGCUUAUCAUUCAGCUGGCCAACAGAAGGAAAGUCUCGGUAAAAUACGACUCGAGCAGCCGGCUUCACGAUGGCUUCUUCUGAAGAACGAUGUCUCGGAGAAGCUGGGGAAUCUCGGCCCCCGGUGGGCAGGAUAAUGAUGCUGGCGAGGAUGUGAGGAAACAAUUCUCUCUCCUUCUCCCUCUGCGUUUCUACGGCUGUGGAAGAGGAGGGGGAAAUCGCUGAUCCGUUUCCAGCCAACGGAUUCCAUUUGAGGAGCGACACUUGCGACGCACACAGGUGCCCGUUUCUUUCCAGUGUGGUAGUGAAGGCGUGUGAGUGUUUGUGUAUUUGCACUGGUAUAAAUGAGUGAGAUUAGAGAUGUCAAAAGGGGACAGCGCAGCCUCCAUCAUAGAUUGAUUGAAAGGCUGAAAACAACAGGGUGAAAGAGCAAGAGGGAACAGAUUCCGAGAGGGUGAUAAAUACUCAUAAGGCACAGCGCUGCUUUUCCGGUCAUUGGGAGAGAGAGAGUGAGAGAGAGAGAGAGAGAGAGAAACAUUUGUGUGACGUGUGUGUGUGUGUGUGUGUGACAGCGUUCCCUCAGUGCGUAGCAGAGAGACAGGUCUGUGCGCUGACACUCACUCCAACGGGCUGAUGCACUCUGGAGCUGCGAGCAGGACCCUCUGGGAGACGUGUGCUGCUCGAACUGUCGGAGAUGCUUUGAAGACUCGGAGCACUGCGCUACACGUGUUGAAUCGCAUACCUGCAUAUCCCUCUGCAUCUUAGAACACUCCACACGCUCGUGCAUUCGCUCAAACCAUGGAUACUCUGGCCAACGACACGGACGGGCUGGAGAACUCCUUGAAGUACUCCAAGUGCGACCAGACGGAGAAGAUGUGGAUUAGGCUGAAAGGAAUGCAGAAGUACAAACGCACAUCUCAAAGAUUGAGAUGUCUGGUGAAGCAGCUGGAUAAAGGGGAGGUGAAUGUCGUAGAUCUGAGGAAAAACAUUGACUAUGCCGCAUCGGUUCUAGAGGCCGUGUACAUCGAUGAAACUAGGCGGCUUCUGGACACCGAGGAUGAGCUCAGUGAUAUCCAGGCAGACUCUGUGCCCAUGGAGGUGCGAGAUUGGCUGGCCUCCACCUUCACCAGGAAGAUGGGAGUGGUGCGCAGACGGCCAGAGGAGAAGCCCCGGUUCCGCAGCAUCGUUCACGCCGUUCAGGCUGGGAUCUUUGUUGAACGAAUGUACAGAAGAACAUCCAACAUGGCAGGGUUGACCUAUCCACCAUCUGUAAUUGCAGCUCUAAAGGAUGUUGAUAAAUGGUCAUUUGACGUCUUCACGCUCCAAGAGGCGAGUAGCGAACACGCUCUGAAGUUCCUGGUGUAUGAACUGCUCACCAGAUAUGACCUGAUCAGCCGCUUCAGGAUACCAGUGUCCUCCUUGGUGUCAUUUGUGGAAGCUCUGGAAAUGGGCUACAGCAAGCACAGAAACCCCUACCACAAUCUGAUCCACGCUGCUGAUGUCACACAGACGGCACACUAUCUGAUGCUACACACUGGCAUUAUGCACUGGCUCACUGAACUGGAAAUAUUGGCCAUGGUGUUUGCUGCUGCUAUCCACGACUUUGAACACACUGGAACGACCAAUAACUUCCACAUCCAGACCAGAUCAGAAGUGGCAAUCCUGUACAACGAUCGCUCGGUUCUGGAAAACCACCAUGUGAGCGCAGCCUACAGACUUAUGCAAGAGGAUGAGAUGAACAUCCUGGUCAACCUCUCGAAAGAUGACUGGAGGGAGCUGCGUACGCUGGUGAUCGAGAUGGUCAUGAGCACAGAUAUGUCCUGCCAUUUCCAGCAGAUCAAGACGAUGAGGAACACGCUGCAGCAGCCGGAGGGAAUAGACAAAGCUAAAGCGAUGUCCCUGAUGCUGCACGCGGCCGAUAUCAGCCACCCCGCUAAGGGCUGGAAGCUGCACUACCGCUGGACACAAGCUCUCAUGGAGGAGUUCUUCAGACAGGGUGACAAGGAGGCAGAACUAGGGCUGCCGUUCUCUCCACUAUGUGACCGGAAAGCCACCAUGAUUGCCCAGUCACAGAUAGGGUUCAUCGAUUUUAUCGUCGAACCCACAUUCUCUGUUCUGGUCGACACAACAGAGAAGAUCAUUAGUCCUCUCAUAGAGGAAGCUGUGAAAUCUGGGGGUGUCCGCAGGUCAAGUUUGACGGGUCGGGGCUCGGCCACGGUGGUGGAGUCGGUACAGAGACACAGCGGUCGGGGUUCGAACGACGAGCAGGGAGGCACUACAGACUACUCUCUGUGCGGCAUCGACCUGAAACAAGUCCGACACCUGCUCUCCGAGAUCAUCCAGAACAACAAGGAGCGCUGGAAAGAGCUUUCUGUUCAAGAGUUGGCCAAUAAGCAACAUGAGAGAAUGUCAGACCUGGAAGAGGAGUCCAUGAGGAACACACAAGUCACACUGUCCUGCAGCAGUCCAGCCAGAGGGAGUCUCGACUCGGAGUCAAAGUCCCUGAAUGAAAUUAACAACACGGACUCAACUCACUCUUCCCAGGACUCUCUGGACCAGAGUUCCCAGUCCCCUUUGGAGGGACCGGGCGACGGUUCAUCAGAGGAACACAGCUCAGAAACUCUGCCUUGGAACGGUCUGAGGUGUGGGCUGAUGUAACACUUGCUGUCUUCACCUUCACACACACAGAGGUUGAAAGCACAUUUGAGCUCAGGGUAGGUUAAAUUGUAAAAAGUAAGUUUAUUAAACAGAAAAGCAUCAAAAAAGAAGACUGCAUCUCACUUACUGUGUCAGUCAGGAAUGACAGAAACACCUCUGUUGAAAUCAACACUUUUCAAUGCUUUUCAGUUGAAAUUUAACUUAAGAACUUUAGUUUAUUUUUAAGGGUCAAGCAUUUACAUUUUUUCUUGCAUUGAUGUUAUUUUCAUUACAAUUAAGCACGUUUGUCCCCAAAGUAUUAUUACAAUGCAAAAAUUCACAUCCAUACUAUAUAAAAAAAAAAAUUUGUUUUUUGCUUUUAAAACCCAUCAUAAAUUCAGUACAACAAAUACCACCAUAAAAACUGUACAAUGUAUGUAUUUGUAAGUAUAAUUGUAAUUUUAAUAUAUCAUUUUUUUGUGUGUGUGUUAAUGAGAAUAGUACAGGGGAAUUUUAAUUGUCAAGAAAUUGUCAUCAUGCAAAAAAAAAACAAAAAACACAAAAAAAUGGCUUUAUUUUUUAUGCAAAAAAAAAAUUCAUUUAAAAUUUUUUUCUUUUGAUUUUUUUGGGGGGGAAAUGUACCUAUAUUUCUUAGUUUUGUGAGAUUCACCUAAUUGUUAAGGCUUUAUAAACUUUAUAAAUGUGCUACUGAAGUCAACAAUACAGAGAGACCGAGA